CUUAUAUCUGAUAUUCGAAGAAAAUGUGUGUGGCCAGCUCCGCGCUGUGCAUCAGCCGCCUAUUUAGACAUUCUUUUCGAACAUUCUGCGCAGCUUCCACGCGAUGUGAACGCGCGCAGAGCCUUAUGGCAUGACGUAGUGUGGCUGUGCAGCUCGGGUUCAGGGGGAGAGAUAAAGCGCAGGUGAUGCGUGAAGAAGAAGAAGAGGAGGAGGAGGAGGAAGAAUUCAACUCCAUUCGUAUGUUUACCACCGCCAAUGUGGUUAUUCGAGCAGAUCCAUCACUGACCAGCAGUCGGAAUGUAAACAUCCACUCUCGAGUGAUUUCUGAAGAGCUUUAGGAUUGUCGCGUCCGGCUGCCCGCUGUAGCUAAUACCUGUAAUAUGAAGACUAUGCGGCGGUGUGUGCUGAGGGGACUUUCAGCCCACGCAUGAUGCCCCGCACCGUGUAUGUCAUGACCGAACAUGGCGGAGUUGGAUGGUGGGGAAUUCUCUGCGAAUCGUUCUCAGAGCAGCAUGGCUAACAAUAAGAACAGCUCCCUCCGCUGCACGUUCUCAGCCCCUAGUCACAGUAGCACUCUUCUGAAGGGGUUAUCUGCCCUAAGAGAACAAGGCCAGUUGCUGGAUGUGGUGCUUGCCAUCAACGAAGAACGCUUUCAGGUUCACAAAGCCGUUCUGGCCUCCUGCAGCGACUACUUUAGAGCUAUGUUCACUGGCGGCAUGAAGGAAUCAAACCAGGACACUAUUGAGUUAAAGGGUUUGUCAGCCCGUGGACUGAAGCACAUCAUUGAUUUCGCCUACAGCUCUGAAGUCACUCUAGACUUGGACUGCAUUCAGGACGUCCUUGGGGCGGCCGUCUUCCUUCAGAUGGUGCCGGUGGUGGAGCUUUGCGAGGAAUUCCUCAAAUCUGCCAUGAGCGUUGAAACGUGUCUGAACAUCGGCCAGAUGGCCACCACCUUCAGUCUAUCUUCCCUGAAGGAGUCCGUAGACGCCUUCACCUUCCGCCAUUUCCUGCAGAUCGCAGAAGAGGAGGACUUCCUUCACAUCCCGAUGGAGCGGCUGGUCUUUUUCCUGCAGAGUAACAAGCUGAGAAACUGCAGCGAGAUCGACCUGUUCCGUGCUGCCAUCCGUUGGCUGCAGCACGAUGAGUCACGUCGGGCUGGGGCCAACCAGGUGCUUCGCCAUGUCCGCUUUCCACUCAUGCGCUCCUCUGAGCUGGUGGACAGCGUCCAGACUGUGGACAUCAUGGUGGAGGACGUGCUGUGCCGGCAAUACCUACUUGAAGCCUUCAACUAUCAGAUCCUUCCUUUCCGACAGCAUGAGAUGCAGUCUCCUCGCACGAUCAUUCGCUCAGAUGUUAUAUCGCUCAUCACAUUUGGUGGCACACCUUACACCGACAAUGAUCGCACAGUUAGCAGUAAAGUGUAUUAUCUCCCUGAUGGCGCAGCACGGCAGUUCAAGGAGCUGACCGAAAUGGAGUCUGGCUGCAGCCAUGCUUGUGUGUCUAUUCUGGACAACUUUGUAUACGUAGUAGGUGGACAGCACCUGCAGUACCGUAGCGGUGAAGGUGCAGUGGAUGUUUGCUUCCGCUAUGAUCCCCACCUGAACCAGUGGUUGCGCAUCCAGUCCAUGCAGGAGAGCCGCAUCCAGUUCCAGCUCAAUGUCCUGCAGGGCCAGCUGUACGCCACUGGUGGGCGUAACAGAUCUGGAAGCUUAUCUUCUGUAGAAUGCUACUGUCCUAAAAAAAAUGAAUGGACUUAUGUAGACUCUCUAAAGAGAAGGAUAUGGGGUCAUGCAGGGACAACAUGUGGAGACAAACUCUACAUCUCUGGGGGAUAUGGGGUUUCUGUGGAGGACAAAAAGACCCUCCACUGCUACGAUCCAGUCACAGACCAGUGGGACUUCAAAUGCCCCAUGAAUGAGCCUCGGGUUCUGCAUGCUAUGAUCAGUGUAAAUGACCGUGUGUAUGCUCUGGGAGGCAGGAUGGACCAUGUGGACCGCUGCUUUGAUGUGCUAGCAGUGGAGUAUUACGUUCCAGAGACGGAUCAAUGGACAACCGUCAGUCCUAUGCGUGCAGGCCAGUCUGAGGCUGGCUGUUGCUUAUUGGACCGAAAGAUCUACGUCGUUGGUGGAUACAACUGGCAUCUGAAUAAUGUCACAAGCAUCGUUCAAGUCUAUAACACCGAGACGGACGAGUGGGAGAGGGAUCUGCACUUUCCAGAGUCUUUCGCUGGAAUUGCUUGCACUCCUAUAAUACUGCCACAGACAGUCGCUCAGCGAUGAUGGCCUAGCUAGAUGUGAGAUGAUGUGUUACAUGGGAUUGCUAAAGUUACGUCUUACAUUUAACAUUUCCUGCCUGCUUUUUCAACCAGUUGCAUUUUGGUUAUGAACUUUAUAUAGUUCUCCCUAAUGGAAUAAUCCAGGAUUUUUCAA
Messenger RNA from Pygocentrus nattereri (red-bellied piranha), 2429 nucleotides. It is a transcript of the gene klhl26, whose product is annotated as kelch-like family member 26. The record is from RefSeq and is a predicted model, not a curated record. The transcript has 3 exons. NCBI's taxonomy places the organism in Eukaryota, Metazoa, Chordata, Actinopteri, Characiformes, Serrasalmidae. Bases 462 to 2279 code for a protein of 605 amino acids. Gene Ontology annotation, molecular function: protein binding.